AUGAUGGCCAAUUCUACAGCAAGUAUGGUGCAGGCAUGGCUUGAAAAUUGUGCUACGGAAUCUGCCGCUGCAGGCCAGUGCCCUAUCCCGCUAUUCAUCUCAUCUUCUCCAUCUAUCACAAGAAAACGCCAUCGGACACAUUGUUCAGAUAAAAUAGACCCAUAUAAGAAGAACCGCACAGCAGCAUCAGAUUGUAAUUCAGAUGCCUCGUCACAAAUCCCAACAUUGCGUGAUGACUCUACAUUCCCGUCUCUAUCUCGGCCAUCUUCCGUUGGCAGCGGAGGUCAGCGAUCUCCAAGUCCUGCUCGCCAAAAAACUUUAUUAGCAAAUAAGAACACACAUCCCAGAGUCAUUUAUGUCCACGAACAAGACGAGCCUAAAAAUGAAGCUGCAAAGGCUUUGCUCGUAUAUCUAAGCCAAGCAUCGGAUUGGAGCCCUGACAUGAAUAAAAUCAAAGAGGCAUCGACUGGGUCUCGGAAAUGCUCAACACAGCAAAGAAGUGAGAGUUCAUGGGUGACAGAAGUCACAAGAAUUAUGCUACUGUUAUCUCAAGGGGAGAUGAAGUUAGAAUUCUGGGGCCAUCAGAAUGAAUCGGUCCGCUCCUGCUAUCAGCCUCAGUAUACGGCCCGAGACCGAUGUAAUCGCAAAAUUGAUUACGUUAUUGGAUUUCCUUCAGAUUCAUGGCAGAAACUAUAUAGAAAAGCCAGUAUCAAGUUUGAAGACGGAUAUUUCAACCAUGUCGAUCAUGUUCAUACAGGCACUCAAAUUCUAGGUGUUGGGAUUCAGGUGAAACCUCAAUACGGAAAUCGGAUGGAAGCCGAGGUUCAACUAGGAGCUUGGGUGGCUGGACAUUUUCUAUGGGCCUUUGAGCAUCGAGCAGGGACUGAAAUCCCCCCUCCAAUGGUCGGAAUAAUCUCCGUUGGUGAAACUUGGGAUUUUUAUAUCAUAUAUGGCGUGUCUGCCGAGGCCAUUCAUGAUGAUCCUCUGUCAAAGUUGGAAGAAAGUGCACGUUUGGGGCCCAUUUUCCGAUCUGAGUCGCCGAACGUCGACUGA
Penicillium malachiteum is the source of this 1053-nucleotide messenger RNA. RefSeq lists its product as uncharacterized. The record is from RefSeq and is a predicted model, not a curated record. The coding region runs from base 1 to 1053 and encodes 350 amino acids. The transcript is spliced from 2 exons. Lineage: Eukaryota; Fungi; Ascomycota; Eurotiomycetes; Eurotiales; Aspergillaceae.